Molecule: messenger RNA, 1013 nt
Organism: Lactuca saligna
Lineage: Eukaryota; Viridiplantae; Streptophyta; Magnoliopsida; Asterales; Asteraceae
Source: the annotation of a GenBank genome assembly
CCCUCGUUUUAUAUAAAAUACAAGGCAUGAAUUUGAUCUUGAUGUCUAACCCUUUUACUUUUAUUGGCUUUAAGAAUAGUGCACAAUUGCACAUUGUGUGGUGAAUUAAAUUGUAUAUGUAUACGUUUAUCUAUCAGUAAUAAUUUAACUUGCUGCAUUAACAUAAAAAUUUGGGCCUUCAUUUAUUUGUAGUGGGCCUAAAGGCAAAACGAAAUCAAUGGCCCAAAAGCGAUAACAUGUGGAUGUCAUAUCCUCCCUUAUCCAAACAAUCAAUCGAAUGCUAUAUACCUUCUUUCCAAACUUUGAUAAAUCUCUAAAACAAACAAGAUGUUGUCGAUGUCUAUUCAUCAAGGAAUCAAUAUCAUCGGCAUCACAUCACCAACUUCGUCUCCCCAAAAUACCGUUGCUCUUGGAUUCUUGAAAACCCCAGCCCUACCCUCCUCGUCUUUCUGCAACAACAACUCCAAACUCCUUCAUAGAUUCCAUAACCUCUCCAUUUCAGCAGCUGUCCAAGAAGCCAUUGCUGAAGAAACUCCAUUACCCACUCCUCCUGAUCAAAAAGACGAGGUGAAGAAAGUGGUGGAAAAGCCAAGGUUAGUGUUGAAGUUCAUAUGGAUGGAGAAGAACAUAGGGCUUGGGCUUGAUCAAGUGAUACCAGGACAUGGGAGUGUCCCUUUGAGUCCUUACUUCUUUUGGCCAAGGAAAGAUGCUUGGGAAGAACUCAAGACAACUUUGGAAAGCAAGCCAUGGAUCUCUCAAAAGAAGAUGAUCAUCCUCCUCAAUCAAGCUACUGAUAUCAUCAAUCUUUGGCAACAAAGUGGAGGAAAUUUGACUUCCUAAACAUUUUCUAAUUCCCAACCCAUUAUUAAGUUGUAAUUGUUUGUUUCUUUUGUUAAGAGAAUUUUUCAUUGAAAAAGUGAGUUAAAACCUCAAGUUCCUAUUUACCAUAUGGAGGUUUUGACCAAGAAAUUAUAUAUUUUUAACGAUUGCCGAAAGUCAACCUCCAAAAUCAC